AUGACCAGAGAAUAUGUUAUGCUUCCAGAUAUUAAGAGAAAUUGUGAUGAUUUCCAUCGUUCGAGCGGAUUUGGUUACCUUCCUUUAUCUAAUGAGUAUAAAGUUGUUGAACUGUAUAACUUAGAGGAAGAUAUUAAUUCUACAAAGGUUGUUGUAUACACUCUUGGAAGUGGCAGUGGGUGGAUAAAUGUUGGGAGGUUUGGUAUUAACUCUCUCCGAACUUCUCAAAAGUAUGGUGUCUUUUUGAAGGGAGCACUACAUUGGAUGCAUAUAAGUGAUCGUAAGGUUUUUGUUUUUGAUUUGGUUGAGGAAAAGUUCCAUGAACAUGGUUUGCCUUUGUCACAUCCUUUUCCAGUAUCCACCAUGUGCAAUAGUUCUAUAGGAGUUUUGGGUGGGCUUUUGUAUUAUUAUCUGGGAUAUUUAUGUCCAAUCAUCAGAUGCAUAUAUAGUGACAUAUGGAUACUGAAAGGGAAUGACGAUAUUUGUUACAUGGAAGAGCAGGUGGAGCAAGAGCCAUUGGGUUGGCUUAAAGAGUUUUGUAUUCCUGGAAAGAGACCAUUCGCCUUAACCAAGAGUGGCUGUGUUUUAUGCUUCACUUACAACUCUCUUAGCAUUUACGAUGCAAUAUCUUCAACCUCAAAAGAGCUUGUGGAUUCACUGAAUUUUUAUCGAAUAAUCCCUCACAACAACACGUUAGUUUCAUUAAAAUAA
Molecule: messenger RNA, 711 nt
Organism: Papaver somniferum (opium poppy)
Lineage: Eukaryota; Viridiplantae; Streptophyta; Magnoliopsida; Ranunculales; Papaveraceae
Exons: 1
Coding region: 1-711 (236 amino acids)
Source: RefSeq, a predicted model, not a curated record